This is a messenger RNA of Vicugna pacos (alpaca), 991 nucleotides long. The record is from RefSeq and is a predicted model, not a curated record. Lineage: Eukaryota; Metazoa; Chordata; Mammalia; Artiodactyla; Camelidae.
AUGUCUUUGAUUACAUUUGAUAUUACGAUUUUUAUCAUUUCAGAGCUGAGAGAUGUGCAACGCUACUGGGUUCCUGUGACCCUGACUCCUCCAGAGCGUAAAUCAAAUGUUGUCAUUUCUGCGGAUGGAAGUCGAAUGAGUUAUGUGCAUACUUUUGGACAAUCCAAUGCAUAUUUGAAUGGUGAUUUUCAAGACCCUGGUGUCCUAGGCUCCCCAUUUAUUACAACAGGAAAACAUUACUGGGAGGUAGAUGUGUCACAGAAACGUGCCUGGAUCCUUGGGGUAUGUGAUGAAAACCGACAGAGAAAUUUUAUGAGACUUUUAUCCCAAGAACAUGAAAAUUAUCAACCUGUUUGCUUGCAGUAUCAACCUAUAUGUAGCUACUGUGUUAUAGGGUUACAGAGUUUCCAGUAUUACGCAUUUGCCCCGUCUCCCUCCUCUGAUCCCUUAAAGAUACCCCUCUCCCUGAGUGUUCCUCCCUGGCGUAUUGGGGUUUUCCUAGACUAUGAUGCUCGCACUGUCUCAUUUUUCAAUGUCACAAACAACGGGUCUCCCAUCUAUAAAUUCUCUUCGUGUUCCUUUCCACAGAAACUGUAUCCAUAUUUCAAUCUUAUGAAAUGUGAGGCCUCUAUGACUCUGUGCUCACCAGGCUCCUAAACUUUCUAACACUCACACCCACUUCUUUCUCCUGCCUCUUCUUGUGCGUGCAUCUAACCCGCCUGAGCUCAUUUGCACCAUCCCUCCGUUUUCCUUUCUUCCAUCUACUUUUUUUUCCAUUUGAAUGUUUUUCAAUCAUCAGUUAGGCUAUUCAGCUGGCCUUGUGUCAUAUUUUUUGGUUCAAUAUCAUGUCUCGAUUAAGAGAAAAUCUUAAUUCAUCAUUUUCCAUACCCCAAGAAAAAGUGCUUACUGCCAUACAAAGAAGGAGCAGUCCUGAUGGAACACCUCUGCAAAUUUUUACAGCCUCAUUUCCUUGGCACUGACCAAGAAGAGG